Messenger RNA from Sesamum indicum (sesame), 1805 nucleotides. RefSeq names its product BTB/POZ domain-containing protein At1g50280. The record is from RefSeq and is a predicted model, not a curated record. Lineage: Eukaryota; Viridiplantae; Streptophyta; Magnoliopsida; Lamiales; Pedaliaceae. Gene Ontology annotation, molecular function: protein binding.
CAAACAAAGAGAAGUUCAUAAAUGCAUUUUAGUGCUGUAGAUUACUUUGAAACUCGUAGUUUCUUUCAAUGCAAAGCGGUACCAUGUCAGAACUCUGUGAUCUGCAAGUUCGUAUCAAUGGCCAACAAACUUUCCUCCUCUCUGAGGGAAUCCUGUCCAAGUACUCAGGGAAGUUGAGAAAGAUAAUCAAACAAGAAAAGCGAAGGACCCAAAUCAGGAAUUCAGGGAUUGAGAUUGAUGAUUUUCCAGGAGGGCCUGACGGGUUUGAGCUGGUUUCAAGAUUCUGUUACAACAAUGGCAGCAUUCCAAUCACGGUUUCCAACGUUUCCCUCCUCCAUUGCUGCGCUGUGUUUCUUGGGAUGUCUGAGAAAGCAUCCCGCGUCAAUCUGUUGCAUCAGACUGAAGUCUUUCUUGAAGGGAUUUUCUACUGGUCUUGGAAUGAAAUCCUCACCUGCCUCAAGAACUGUGAGCCCUUUUUCUCCUGUGCAGAAUCCUGUGGCCUUGUUGAGAAGCUCUUGAGCUCUCUUCUUGCCAAGAUUGCGCAGAAUUCUGAUGUGAAUUUUCGUUCUGUUUCGUCGUCAUCGUCUUCAUCUUCUCCAGAUACCAUGCCUGGUUUAAGAUCACCACCUGUUUGUAAUAGGUCUUCAUCAAGAAAAGCUUGGGCCUGGUGGUUUCAAGACUUGGCCAUUUUGAGUCCAAAGAUCAUCGAGCAGUUCAUCAGGGCAUCGUGGGCUUGCGGUAGUGAUAACAACAAUUUAGUCCUCACAAGAUUUCUCAUACAUUAUCUGAAAACUGCCCUCCAUUCCAACGGCGGUAAAAGUGUCUUGAAAGAAUACAGUGGCCUAGCAGGAACAGCAGUAAAUGGUGUGGUUUCUAUGGGAAAGACUGCAUUUUCUUGUAGAGGACUGUUUUGGGUGUUGAGAAUCGUCUCCGGCUUCAGCCUGAGCAGAGAGCGGAGAACUGCAUUGGAGAGGCUGAUUGGCGGGAUGCUCGAUCAGGCAACUUUAGACGAUUUGUUGGUAUCCGGAGGGGGCAACGGAGAGGUCUACGAUGUGAAUCUUGUGGUCAGAUUGAUCAGACUGUUUGUUCAUUACAAUGAUAAAAUGUCCUUGCACAAGAUGAAGAAAGUUGGAGAGUUGAUUGACAUGUACUUGGUAGAGAUUGGUCCUGAUCCCAACCUCAAGAUUUCAAAAUUUGUUGGAGUUGCUCAGAGUUUGCCUGAUUUUGCAAGGGAUUCAUUUGAUCAAGUAUACAGAGCUAUUGACAUCUAUCUUCAGUCCCAUCCAGCUCUUUCCUUGGAGGAGAGAUCAAGGUUGUGUAGAUGCCUGAACUACGAGAAGCUAAGUCUGGAGACCUGCAAAGACCUUGCCGACAACCCAAGGAUACCUCCAAGAAUCGCGGUUCAAGCACUUGGAUACCAGCACGCGACCACUCAAACUAUGGAGUUUGUGAACGAUGUUGAUAGAUCAAGCCCGAGCAGCAGGAGCAAAGGUAGCAAUAACAGCAAUGACUAUCAGCUGGUGUUGUACAAAGGUAACGACAAUUACAGCAAGUCGGGCACGUUGUGCUCGCCGGAAGAAAUGAAAGUAAACCUGGAGAGAAUGCAGUGGAGGGUGGUGGAAUUGGAGAAAGUGUGCAGAGAAAUGCAGGGUCAUGUGGCGAGAAUGGUGAAGCUUGCCCCUCAACACAAUAGGCCACCGCCUAAAUUGUGUUGAUGACCUAUGUUAUGUUGUUCACACAUAAUUGCUUGACAUGUGGUGGUUCUUGUAUGUAGCUGCUAUAAAAAUAUGAAAAAAUGCGAAUCA